AUGCCUGCGUACCACUCUUCCUUCAAUGAUGAUCCAGAUGUAAGAACAGUUGGCAACACGGCGCUGCUGUCGAUCAAGACCAAAAUUCGUGGACCCGCGCCUCUCGUUGCGGACGAAACCCAACCUGACAUCAUCGAUGAAACUCUCGAUUUGCCGGCCGACCGUCUCCUCAUAGUUCUCAUCCUCUUCAUAUCCGACUGCCUUUCCAAGAUCGCUGCAGCUAAAUCCUUGCCCACGCAACUUGAGGCGUCCAAAUUGCUCAAUACACUUGCAGUGGAUAAUUUCCCUCUUCCUGGUGACGCGGGGUUUCCGCUGAAUUCGCAUUAUGCGCCACCGGCGAGCAGGAUCGAUGGUGAUUAUCUUAGAUCGUAUCUUGUACAGGUUCGCCAGGAACUCGCCUCACGGCUCGUAGAGCGCUUGUAUACUGACGGAACGAACAAGCCAAGCAAAUGGUGGAUGGCAUUUACCAAGCGCCGAUUUAUGCACCGCAAUUAGGACCACGACACUACACUUUCUUAUCCAUUGUUACAUGCUUCGAAGGCUUCGUAAUUGCAAUGGAUAAUGAACUGUACCGAAUGAAAAGAACGUACAGCUCGUUCGUCCAUAAGAAAUAUUGAUACAUUCCGUUUGAAUCCGCGGGAUCUCUCUCGCAGACCCGGUAGAUGGAAACGCUCAUCCCGUAUCUAACGUCCAUAAUCUAUAACUUCGACUUAGCGAUUGGUGGCGGAUUGUCACUCUUAGGGUCAACCAUCG
Molecule: messenger RNA, 753 nt
Organism: Cantharellus anzutake
Lineage: Eukaryota; Fungi; Basidiomycota; Agaricomycetes; Cantharellales; Hydnaceae
Product: ARP2/3 complex
Exons: 5
Coding region: 1-495 (164 amino acids)
Biological process (GO): regulation of actin filament polymerization; Arp2/3 complex-mediated actin nucleation
Cellular component (GO): cytoskeleton; Arp2/3 protein complex
Molecular function (GO): actin filament binding
Source: RefSeq, a predicted model, not a curated record